Messenger RNA from Sphaerulina musiva SO2202, 4066 nucleotides. Its product is annotated as ARM repeat-containing protein. The record is from RefSeq and is a predicted model, not a curated record. Gene Ontology annotation, cellular component: cytoplasm. The transcript is spliced from 5 exons. Gene Ontology annotation, biological process: post-transcriptional regulation of gene expression. Gene Ontology annotation, molecular function: mRNA binding. The coding region runs from base 167 to 3334 and encodes 1055 amino acids. Lineage: Eukaryota; Fungi; Ascomycota; Dothideomycetes; Mycosphaerellales; Mycosphaerellaceae.
ACCUCCUCUUGUCUUGCAACUUCGCAGCAAGCAGCUUCGAAUGUCUGUCCCUCCAGCCUAACAAACUACAUUCUUUGUGCCCGUCUUUUCCCGAUCCCUCGCACUGCUUGCUCUCGCAAAAAGGGCAGCUGCCAGCCCGAGUCCGACCCUUUGACGCAUUGCAAAGAUGGCGUAUUAUCGCGGAGCGCAAUCGCCCCGUGACGAGCAGCAGCAGUACACCACCAACCCACUGUCUCCGCCGUCCCAGCGCAAUCCCAAUCGAUGGUCGGCGAACAUGGCGACCACCAACGACGUGCGUGGAGCGUUGACGAGGAGGUUCACCACAAAUACAGUGCCCACGCUGUCGCCGAUCGGGCAGCAGCGAAGGCAGGCUGCCGGGGACACGCAUACGACCACCACAUCGCAGAACAGGAUGACUCCAUCUGAACGUGCAGCACGCCAUUAUGAGACGCUGCUUCAAGCUCAGCGCAAGAUCCAGGAAGAGCUCGAGAAAGUCGAUGCUGAUACCCGCCGUGAGGUUGAUGAGAAUAUUCGCCACGAGCAUUCAGUUACACAGCUCUUCGCGCAGAGCGAGCCGACGACACCGCCCGAGUACCAGAACGCCUUCCCCAACAAUCUUUCGCGGCCAAACCGCUAUUCAGCGGCGAGCUUGAUGUCGCCACCAGGCACAGGCAUCACCACGAGAUCAAACAGAGCGAGCACUCAUCUCACAUCGCCCCCUGCCGGCUUCGCACGACCAUACACAGCCAACAACAAUCCUAGUCUGCCAUCGCAAUCUGUGCCUGGUUCACGACGACAAUCGGACGACGAAGACGACAAUGACUUCGUCUACGGUUUCGAUAGCACGAUACGUCGUGCUGGCGCAAAUCCGAACCGCAACUCCAUGCCAAUCACUUCGUACGACCGCAGCAAGCGCAACACAACCGACCUCGUCUUCGGCCCUCUCAACACCACUGGUUUCCUCUUUCACGACGACGACAAGCUCACUUCAUUGUCUCAGUCUAACCAAACCUCACCACCUGACAGCAAGACCUACCUGCAGGUACAGCAUACUGCUGACGGCUUUCCGAAACUCAUCAGGCGUGAAGAAAACGGCGAUUUGUCGUUCUCUCCUGUUUCUGCAGCCCUUGAUCUCGCUUCAACUACCUCAGAAGCAGAUCCGCCGCAGGUUGCCGACCGUGCAACGCUCAAUCGUCACCGUAUCUCCUUGCCACCGAGUGCUUUGAGUGGCACUUCGGGUAUUGCUCCACUAAACAGCAUCUUGGCCAACGCAAACGACAGUCGCCCCUCAAACAACCGUCGCUCAAUGGAGGUCACUUUCGCUGCUGAGACGAAGCGCCCAGCGCUCCUGGCCACACCACCUCGGGGUCUGACAAACGGUUCCCUCAUGCCUCAGUCAUCCUACUCCACCAAUGACAUUCCGACGCUCAAGAGCAUCAACGGCGACUCUCACGAUGGUGGCGUUUCCAUUCUGUCUCCCCAGAACCAGCAAGCCAAUCUUGCCAACGUGAACGCCGCCUCGCCCAAGCAAAACCAUGCUGCUGCACUUCAGAGCCUCUUGUCCUCUCCUCAUCGCCAGAACCACGAUUACUCCCUCAUGCUCUCUCAAGACGACAACCACAACAACGACUUCAACCAUCAUCAACCAGCGCUCCACGCCGGUGCUGCUCCCUUCAACGUCGCUUCCGACCACGGUUCUGCUGCGGCCUACACUAGCCCAAAUAUGACACCAUAUGCUCCGGCAUACUAUGGCGGCUACACCAUGCAGAUGAUGGGCAACGGGUUCGCCAACAUGAACAUCAGUGGUGGCAAUGGCUUCAACAACUCUCAAGCUCCAUGGCCAAACCAGUUCAACAGCAGCCCAUACGCUCAACAGCAAGGUGUCUACGGCGGCUUCCAACAGUUUCCGCCUAACGGGCAAGCUGGCGCAGGCGCUGGUCGCUUUGAGAACAGCAACAACCACAACAACCCUCGCAACACGCAGCAGCAGCGCAAGCAGGUCGCCGAAGAAGCUCAGGCAAAGUACAAUUCCAUCAAGGUUGAGCAGCUCACUGGCGAGAUCUACAAUCUGUGCAAGGACCAGCAUGGCUGCCGCUUCUUGCAGAGAAAGUUAGAGGAGCGCAACGAGAAGACCGUGCAGGUCAUUUUCGAUGAGGUCAAAGAGCAUAUGAUCGAGCUUAUGGUCGAUCCAUUCGGCAACUACUUGUGCCAGAAGCUGCUUGAGAGCGCCAAUGACAACCAGCGCACCAUCUUGAUUGAGAAUGCAUCGCCAUCCAUGACCAAGAUCGCUCUCAACCAGCACGGCACUCGCGCACUUCAGAAGAUGAUUGAGUAUAUCUCCACUCCAGAGCAGAUUCAGCUCAUCGUGAAGGCACUCGGCAACGACGUCGUCGUCCUCAUUCAAGACCUCAAUGGCAACCACGUUAUUCAGAAGUGCCUGAACCACCUCUCGUCGAUCGACGCUUCCUUCAUCUUCGAGGCUGUCGGCGCUCACUGCAUCACUGUGGGCACUCAUCGUCACGGCUGCUGUGUGCUCCAGCGUUGCAUCGAUCACGCUGAUGGUCUGCAAAAGGGUCAGAUGGUCGAUCACGUCAUCCGCAAUGCAUAUGCUCUCGUGCAAGACCCAUUCGGCAACUAUGUCGUCCAGUACAUUCUCGACCUGUCCGAGCCGUGCUUCACCGAGCCCCUUUGCCGUGCUUUCUACGGCGAGGUCCCGGCCCUGUCCCGGCAGAAGUUCAGCUCCAACGUGAUUGAGAAGUGCAUUCGAUGCUCGAGCAAUGAGACGCGUCGCGAACUCAUCCGCGAGCUCAUGGUCCCGCAAGUGCUCGAGAAACUCCUUCGUGAUGGCUUCGCCAACUAUGUUGUUCAGACCGCCAUGGAGUUCUCCGACGACGAGCUCAAGCCGACGCUGUACGAGAAUGUUCGCAUGAUCAUCCCAGGCAUCCGCAACACUCCUCACGGUCGUCGCAUUGCCAGCAAGAUCCAAGAGUAUGAUAGUCGCAUGGCCAAUGGCAACACGUCCAUCCUCUCUCCUCUCGAGUCUGGUACGGUGCCUUCCACCAGCGGUCCAUACAACUCCGCCCAGCACACUCCCAACCGCCAGAACCGUCAAGGUAUGAUUGGUGCUCCGGUGCAGUGGGCCAACAGUGGCGCUGCAUUCGGCUCUGGCGGCUUCGAUGUCGGCAACUUUGGUGCCAAUGGCUACCCCAGCGACACUAUGACCUCUCCAACUGCUCAGCGCGGCCCUCAGAAUCCAUAUUCCAGCUACGCCAACGGCUUUGGCGCUGCCGCUUUCGUCUCUCCCGGCGCUCAGCAGCCAUACGGCCACUUUUAGGCAAACAUCCUUCCAAACUUUCGAGUUUGACCAUCACUGUAACACUAUCGCGGCGCGAUCGAUCUUGGUCACUCUUGGACAUGUGCAGACUGUUACCUGAAACAGUCAGGAUAUCUCAGCACUUGCACUCUCUCACACACACGCACACUCACACGCACACACUCACACGUCAUCUUCUCAGCAUCAGCUACGACACUUGACACGGCCGGCAUGUAAUUUACGCGACAGAGGUGUGACACAUUUUGUUUUCUCUACCCUUUUACUUCAACAACAGAUCUGACACCCGGCGUGGUCGUCAGUGGCUCCCAUCCAGCAUUUUCCACCCAAGAUUUUGCAUGCAGACGGCGCGCUGCGGACAUCUCACUGAUGCUCCUGUACCACUACCGACCACAUUGCAUCAUCUUCGGCGCAGUCUUUCUGAGUUUCCCGAGGACCUUUCGAUACUACUACUUCCUUACUACUUUUUUCAUUUGUUCGCAACGACAUAAGGGGGCGGGCGGGGGGUUAGCAGCAUCAUACGAACACACUUCAUGGCACGAUACGAGAUGACAUUUAGCCUGUAACAAAAAAGAAACCAGCUUGCAUAACCAAGCCCGGAGGCUACGAAUCGUUGGCUUUUGGUAUAUGGCACGAGAUGGGCCGUCACGAGAGCGAACUUUUGGGUAGGUAGCGCACAUGGCAAUUUUUGGCUAGCUUGUAUGAUAGUUGCAUCAAAAAUAUAAGCUGGCUCUA